Molecule: messenger RNA, 1330 nt
Organism: Owenia fusiformis
Lineage: Eukaryota; Metazoa; Annelida; Polychaeta; Sabellida; Oweniidae
Source: the annotation of a GenBank genome assembly
GCAGCUUACAGGUUGUAUUUAGUUCACCUCAUAUAUCGUGUUUGCAUAGGAGAGCGAAGCUAAAGGUUAGAGCAGCCAUGGAUCUACCAAGUACCGUACAAGAGGUGCCCACUCCCUGUCUUUUAGUAGACCUGGACCGUGUGAAGAAAAAUUGCACAGCAAUGAGGGAAAGAUGUGAAAAUCUUGGAUUGCAGCUACGUUGUCAUAUGAAAACCCAUAAAACUUUAGAACUGGGUGAGAUAAUGACGAAUGGGUCAAAGCGCUGCAUAACUGUUUCAACAAUAAAGGAAGCCCAGUUUUUUGCCGAUGGUGGAUACGAUGAUAUUCUAUAUGCAUAUCCCCUUACAGCGAAUAAAAUCCCGAUUCUUCAAGGAUUUGUGAAUAAACUUGAGUCAUUUCAUGUUACAGUUGAUUCCGAUUAUAACCUGGAUAUUCUCCGUGAUUCGACCUUGAAUGAUGGGAAAAAAUGGUCUGUGUUUGUUAUGGUUGAUACAGGCUAUGGUAGAGAUGGAGUAAAAUGGGAUGACAAGGCAGCCGUUGAUUUCAUACUUCGCGUUAACGAGUCACCCAAUAUUGUUUUUCAAGGCUUGUAUACCCAUGAAGGAAUUGCAUAUAAUGCAAGAGGAAGAGAUCAAUUACGAACGAUAGGUGGCACUGUUGUAGAUAAUAUCGCAAGUUUAGCACAACGGUUGAAAGAGGCGGGAAUUGAAUGUUGCAAUGUUGGGAUAGGCUCUACCCCUUCUGCUAGUCAUCCUCCAUCGAACACCAACCUCCUGACAGAACUACAUCCUGGCAAUUAUGUCUUCUACGACAGCAUGCAAGCCAUGAUAGGUUCAUGCACAAAGGAUGACAUCGCUUGUCGAGUUGCUACACGAGUCGUUAACCAUCUAUCACAUAGCAACAGCCUGUUGAUUGACUGCGGAUGGGAGGGGCUUAGCCUUGAUGGUAAAGAUGAACUCCCGACGGGAUUCUGCAUGUUCCAGAAUAAUCCAAACCUGAAACUUGUGAAGAUGACGCAAGAAAUCGGAACGGUCCAAGCCGUAGAAGGGACACUAGAUUUCAGUAAAUAUCCACUGGGGUCCAUGCUGUAUAUGUACCCCUAUCACGCAUGUGCUACUGCUUCUAUGCAUCCGGUGUAUUACAUACAUGAGGGAGAUAAUAUUAUUGACACAUAUUCCCCUUGUAGAGGGUGGUAUUAAAUCUAAUGAUGGGAUAUUGGACAGUGUAUCGCUCUUUUGUGGACAAUGUAUUGCUCUACAUAUUUACCUGAUAAAGAUACUAGUAUAUAAAUACAGUAUAUCAAAAAUUGUAACUCAAACAAUUUGCUUGU